AUGGUUUUCCUCUCCCGACAGAAUCUUCAGGAGAUCCUCCAAACCCUCUCUGUUCUUCAGUGGAUCCCAGUCUUCAUAUUUUUAGGAGCUAUUCCCAUUCUCCUUGUACCCUACUUUCUGGUAUUCACUAAGUUCUGGACCUUGUCUGUGCUCACCUUAGCCUGGCUCGCCUAUGAUUGGAACACCCACAGUCAAGGUGGUAGGCGUUCAGCUUGGGUACGAAAAUGGACCCUCUGGAAGUAUUUCCGAAAUUAUUUCCCAAUAAAGCUGGUGAAGACUCAUGACCUCUCUCCCAAACACAACUAUAUCAUUGCCAACCACCCCCAUGGCAUUGUCUCUUACGGUGUCUUCAUCAACUUUGCCACUGAGGCCACUGGCUUUGCUCGGAUUUUCCCAGGCAUCACUCCUUCUGUAGGGACCUUGGAAUGGAUCUUCUGGAUCCCAAUUGUGAGAGAAUAUGUGAUGUCAAUGGGUGUGUGCCCCGUGAGUGAGUUGGCCUUGAAGUAUUUGCUGACUCAGAAAGGCUCAGGCAAUGCUGUGGUUAUCGUGGUGGGUGGAGCUGCUGAAGCCCUCUUGUGCCGGCCAGGAGCUUCUACCAUCUUCCUUAAACAGCAUAAAGGUUUUGUGAAAUUAGCACUGAAGACAGGAGCACACCUUGUUCCUUCCUAUUCAUUUGGAGAGAAUGAGGUUUACAAUCAAGAGACCUUCCCUGAGGGCACAUGGUUAAGGUUUUUCCAAAAAACCUUCCAGGACACAUUCAAAAAAAUUCUGGGACUAAAUUUCUGUACCUUCCAUGGCCGAGGCCUCACUCAAGAAUCCUGGGGCUUCCUGCCUUUCAAUCUGCCCAUUACCACUGUUGUUGGGGAGCCCCUGCCAAUCCCCAGGAUUAAGAGGCCAAACAAGAAGACAGUGGACAAAUACCACACACUGUACAUCAGUGCCCUGCGCAAGUUGUUUGACGAGCACAAAGUUCGGUAUGGCCUUUCUGAGACCCAGGAGCUGACAGUCAUAUAA
Molecule: messenger RNA, 1014 nt
Organism: Miniopterus natalensis
Lineage: Eukaryota; Metazoa; Chordata; Mammalia; Chiroptera; Miniopteridae
Gene: DGAT2L6
Product: diacylglycerol O-acyltransferase 2 like 6
Biological process (GO): lipid metabolic process
Cellular component (GO): endoplasmic reticulum membrane
Source: RefSeq, a predicted model, not a curated record